This is a messenger RNA of Protobothrops mucrosquamatus (brown spotted pit viper), 1869 nucleotides long. It is a transcript of the gene EGLN1, whose product is annotated as egl-9 family hypoxia inducible factor 1. Gene Ontology annotation, molecular function: ferrous iron binding; L-ascorbic acid binding; peptidyl-proline 4-dioxygenase activity. Gene Ontology annotation, biological process: peptidyl-proline hydroxylation to 4-hydroxy-L-proline; cellular response to hypoxia. Gene Ontology annotation, cellular component: nucleus; cytoplasm. The record is from RefSeq and is a predicted model, not a curated record. The transcript has 5 exons. Bases 1 to 1377 code for a protein of 458 amino acids. NCBI's taxonomy places the organism in Eukaryota, Metazoa, Chordata, Lepidosauria, Squamata, Viperidae.
AUGGCCAAUGACAGCGGUGGGAGUGGCAGCGGCGGCGGCGGCGGGGGGGCCGGCCAAGGCGGGGGAUGCGACGGCGGCGGCAGCGGCAGCGCCGCCAGCCAAGAGCGGGACCGGCAGUACUGCGAGCUGUGCGGGAAGAUGGAGAACCUGCUCCGUUGCGGCCGCUGCCGCAGCUCUUUCUACUGCAGCAAGGAGCAUCAGCGGCAGGACUGGAAGAAGCACAAGCUCAUCUGCCGGGGAAGCGACGGCGGCGGCGGCGGCGGCUCCCUGGCGGCAGAAGGGGGCGCUGCUGAGCCUCGAAAGUCCGCCGGCGGCGGCGGCAGCGGCGGCGGCGACCAGCCCUUCCACCAGGGCGCUCGCCACGGCCGCCCGCCUGCUGCCGGAGGACGGGACGGCGAGGAGCGGUCCUCCAAGAAAGCAACCGCGCUCCCCGCCAAGCCGCCGCGGGACACCAAUUCGGAGGAGAGCGUGGUGGUAACGAACAACCACGUUGCCAAAGUGGCGCCAGGAGCCCGAGCGCAGGAAGAGGAGGAGGAGGAGGACAAGGAAGCGGUGGUUGCCGCGGCAGGUCCGGCCGUGGAGGCGGGCCACUUCUACCGGGAUAAAUCCAAUUUGACGGGCGAAGCGUCCCUGCGCCCCAACGGGCAGAUGAAGUCGCUGGUGCCUCAGCGCCUGGCGUUGGAGUACAUCGUGCCCUGCAUGAACAAGCAUGGCAUCUGCGUGGUGGAUGACUUUCUGGGCAAGGAGCUGGGCGGGCAGAUCGAGCAGGAGGUGCUUGCCUUGCACCACACUGGACGCUUCACCGACGGGCAGCUGGUCAGUCAGAAGAGCGAUUCCUCCAGGGACAUUCGUGGCGAUAAAAUCACCUGGGUGGAAGGCAAGGAGGCCGGUUGCAAAACCAUCGGGAAGCUUAUGAACAGUAUGGACGAUCUUAUACGCCACUGCAAUGGCAAACUGGGUAACUACAAAAUCAACGGCCGGACGAAAGCAAUGGUAGCUUGUUACCCAGGCAAUGGAACAGGAUAUGUGCGACAUGUGGAUAAUCCAAAUGGAGAUGGAAGAUGUGUUACGUGUAUAUAUUACCUUAAUAAAGACUGGGAUGCCAAGGUAAGUGGGGGUAUUCUUCGAAUAUUCCCAGAAGGCAAAGCCCAGUUUGCUGAUAUUGAGCCUAAAUUUGAUAGACUGCUAUUCUUCUGGUCUGAUCGCCGUAACCCUCAUGAAGUGCAGCCUGCAUUUGCUACAAGGUACGCAAUAACAGUGUGGUAUUUUGAUGCAGAUGAAAGAGCCCGUGCAAAAGUAAAAUACUUAACAGGUGAAAAAGGUGUGAGAGUUGAACUAAAUAAACCUUCGGAUUCAAAUGGGAAAGAACAUUUGUAAAGCCUUUGCUCUUACAGUUCCUUCCUCUACAUCCUGGCUCUUUUCACCUCACCUUCAUCAAACUUUGGUGAUAUCUAUUAACUUUUGAAUGUGAAUAAUAAGAAAAAGAAAAUCAACACCAAAUCAGGAUUUUGAAUCAGUAAACAAUGGGUUUCAAUAUUUCAUCAAAUGGCUUUUUAACUGCUGAAACAUUGUAACUCCACGAUUGUGACUCCAGUCCUGUGACUGCUAAUGUAAAGAUAAGCAUUGACAAGAAACAGUUUACACAUGAAGUGCCCGACAGUAGAGAUUUUCUAUCAUUCAUCUUCUGACAUUCAGUUCAGAGCUGUUCAUCUUCCUCUUUAAAAAAGUGAUAAAUGUGGAGUUUAAAUAAUUUUGUAUAACUAGGCUCAGUGAUCAAAAUUGAACAAAACAUUCUCCAAAGUAGCAUUUAUCUAUUUUUGUAAAUCUGCUAUUUUCCCCAUUAUUCUACCACAUAAAACUUAAUUUAAA